Oryzias melastigma (Indian medaka) is the source of this 2842-nucleotide messenger RNA. RefSeq names its product bloodthirsty-related gene family, member 1 (gene btr01). Lineage: Eukaryota; Metazoa; Chordata; Actinopteri; Beloniformes; Adrianichthyidae. The transcript is spliced from 11 exons. The record is from RefSeq and is a predicted model, not a curated record. Gene Ontology annotation, molecular function: protein binding; zinc ion binding. Bases 619 to 2286 code for a protein of 555 amino acids.
UGCAUGAAGUUGGUUCUCGAGGACCAGGGUUCCCUACCCCUGCUCUAUAGGAUCAGUUAAUGCUGAAUUUUUAAAACCGAGAAAAUAAACUACAACUGUGAAGAAACCAAGAUUUUUUUGAGUUAUUUAAACUUUCUCAUCCUAAAAGCUUUAUUUUCAGCAAAAAAAUAUUUACAUCAAACCAGGAGAAACAAAAGAAAGGCGAGCUGAACUUUAAACCCAGAUGGAGAAACUGGAUUAUUUGUUCCAUCUCUAAAUCUGGGAAGGAAGUAAAUGCUAAAAACUCACGUCCCAUUAAAGCAAAACAGUUGAACCAGUUACAAACCGGUGGCCUUUUACAGAUUUAUUCUACAAAAAGAGGAAAUCUUUUUUUUUUUUGUUUUGUUUUUUGCAUUAUUGUUCUAUUGCUUGUGUUCUGAUGAAAGAGCAGAGUCACCUAUAAAUGAAGGCAUUCCUGCACAGCUGCACCCGUAGAACCGGUUUGGUUGGGAGCGCAGUGAGAAGGGAGGGGUCAAGGAGGGAACAAGGAAAAGACGAGUGACUGCAAACGGACUGAAACCUGACAGGAGAUGAAAACCCUGUGAGAUAAGCGAAGACAGCCAAAAAGACUGUACAGUGAUGUCGCUCCCUGGUUCUGGUCUGUGCGAGGAUCAGUUCACAUGCUCCAUCUGUCUGGAUCUGUUCGACAACCCGGUCUCCACGCCGUGCGGCCACAGCUUCUGCCAGAGCUGCAUCAGCUCCUACUGGGAUGGGAAAGGAGGCGGCGCCGGAGGAGGGCGGGCCGCGAAGCCGUACCACUGUCCUCUGUGCAAGGAGUCCUUCCGCAGGCGACCGGAGCUCCACAUCAACCGAACCUUGAAGGAAAUCACGGAGCAGUUCAAGCAGAUGGCCAACAGUACGCUGGGGGGCGAAGGAGUCGGGCAGGUGGACCCUCCCACUCCCCGACAGGUGACUCCAGUAGAGCCGGACGGGAGUUAUGACCCACCGCCUCCCUACAUCGCACCUCCCAGGGUUACUCCGAGAAGACCCAGUGACGUCUCUCCCAACCUCCCGCUGUGUCCCAUCCACAUGAGAGGCCUGGAGUUGUUCUGUCGCACAGACAACAUCUGCAUAUGCAGCCUGUGCAUGGAGACGGCCGGCCACAGAGGGCACAACGUGGUCACCGCCAUGAGGGAGUGGCAGAUCAAGAAGACGCAGAUUGGCAUAGCUGACACGGAGCUGAGAGAGCUGAUCGUCGAGAGGGAGAGGAAAGUCGAGGAGGUCCAGAACUCCAUUCGAGAGAUAGAGGUCGCUGCUGAGAGGGAAACAGAAGGAACGGUCUUCGCUUUUGCUCAGCUGAUCUCCAUUCUGGAGCGGUGCCAGUCUGACGUGUUGGAGGUGAUUGAGAUGACUCUUCGCUCCGCUCAAGUCAAAGCUCAGAGUUUGCUGAAAGAGCUGAAAGAAGACAUCGACAUGCUCAAAAAGAAGAGUUUAGCUAUGAACCGGCUGGCUGAUUCUGAAGACUACAUUACCUUUCUGAAGUCCUUCCCUGCUCUGGCCACGCCUACCACUCCAAAGACCUGGACCAAUAUCUCUGUUUCAUCUCAGCUGACGUCAGGUGUUGUUCUCAAAAACGUCAAUCUGAUGAUGAACCGCCUCCAGGAAGAGAUAAGGAAGCUUCCAGAAAUCUGCCGACAAUCCACGUCAACCCACUUGGUUCCAAGACCAAACCCAAGAGUUAAAAGGGUUCAAGAAUAUGCAGAGAACAUCACUCUCGACCCAAAAACAGCCCACCCGCGUCUCAUCAUUUCAGCCGAUGGGAAGCAGGUGCGCUGCACUGACCACUACCAGGGGGUGCUGGACUACCCAGAGCGCUUUGACAGGGUGGUGUGCGUCAUGGCCCACCAGGGCUUCAACGCAGGACGCCAUUACUGGGAGGUGGAAGUUGGAGAAAAGACUGACUGGGAUCUUGGUGUUGCAAGCCACUCUGUUAAUCGUAAGGGGAAAAUCACGGCAAGCCCCGCCAAUGGAUACUGGUUUCUCAGUCUUCGGGAUCGGACCGAGUACGUCUUCCGAACAGAUCCUGCAACCAACCUGUCGGUUAACAUCAGACCCUCUCGGAUCGGAAUCUACUUGGACUGCGAUAAGGGGAUGGUGUCCUUUUACAACGCGGAGGCCAAAGUCCUGAUCUACACAUACUCAGACAGUUUCCCGGAUACCAUCCAUCCAUUCUUUAGCCCCUGCACCAACAUGUCAGGGCAGAAUGAGGCUCCAUUGGUCGUCUGUCCACUUACAAUAACACAUUGAAGAAAGACCACCUUCCUCUAUCUGUGAAACACCAACAUAUUUCAUGUCUGUAGUGAGGCGACUGAUGACUUUAAUUCUUCCAAUGUGAGACAUUUAACGACAGAUCAAAUCUGUAAAUGUCAGUGUCUGUCAGGGAUCUUGAAUUCAUUUGUUGAAGUUUACUUAGAAUCAGCAGUAAUCAAAACGGGCCUUACUGAAAAAAAACACAAGAUCCUUUACCAUCCAAGUUUGAAGAUUGAGUUUAAAAAAUCAUGUACAGGUAUUAUAUGGUCCUUCAAAUACUUUGUGUGCUUGCAUUUUGUGGAAAACUAAGGACUGUAAUGUUAUUUUGGAUAAUCUCCAAUUUGGCGAUCAGAAUGACCAAAUAAACUGAUCUGAAGACAUAAAACGUAAGAAAGUAAACCUGGAAAUACAGUGUAAAUAUUGUCUGAGGAUUGCUUUACCUAAAUGUUCUUUUUCCUGAAAUAAACUUGAUGAUUUUCUCUGAAAAUUUAAUACUAAGUGAAAACAAUAGUUGUAAAUAAUUGAUAAAUCAUACCAGCCAAACUUUUUUAAU